ACAACAACCAAGUUCACUUAGGUUCUCACUAUCGUUGUCACUACACUCCUUCUUGCAUUGCCUCGUCCGGCGUCUGUGUUUCUGCGAUAUACCUGCCUGUGGUAUUUUUGAUCGUACUAGAACCUUCAUUUGCACCUUUCACCGCUUUGCCGCCGCACGCUCCCUCAAUUCCAGGUCCCACCAGUUCCUCUGCUUCACCGUGAGGCCGCUGCCAUGGUCUACAUCACAUCAGACCUCUUCGGUCCUGUCGACACACACAGCCAAUCCCACCACUACUGGCAUACCAUGACCGACUCGCAACACGACGCGGCAAGCCUGGGAAAGAGGAAAAGGACACACGACGUAGAUGCAACGCCUACAAGUCGAGCACCUCGUCCUCAACAUACGUCAGCCUUCGACAACAACAGCGACCGAUCGUAUGCGCCGUACGCAACAGCGGAACAUCGUCCUAUGAAGCAAAUCAAACGCAUCAGUCCAAAGCUCGCCCUUCUUAAAUCGACAUCGCACCUCAUGGAUACCGACGCCAGUACGAGCCCACUAGUAGGCCUCACAAACGGCCAAGUCCAGCCCCACGCCGUCACAGACCUGCGAGCAUGCCACGCGUGCAAGUCAGCACCGAAACGAAAGAAGGAUCUCGAAAACUACAUGGAUUGCAAACGUUGCGUCGGUCGAACGUGCUACAUCUGCGCAAGGCAAUGUUUGGGAGGAUGUGGAAGGAAAGUCUGCAGGGAAUGCACUGCAGAGGUGGGACAAGAGAGAGAUUCUUGGUGUUUAGACUGCCUCCAGCGGGAACAGUACAUAAAGUAAUUCGGGGAAGAAACUGUAAACUGGGAGGAGGUUUGGACAUCAACUUGGCACACAUCAUUUCUUAGCGUGGCGUAAUGAGCGUUUGGGUUAUCAUCAUCUUGUCAAGAUACUUUUAUGAAUGCAUAGCAUAUGGAAGAGAAAGAGAAAGUAUUAUUAACAAACUAU
Messenger RNA from Macroventuria anomochaeta, 972 nucleotides. RefSeq lists its product as uncharacterized. Lineage: Eukaryota; Fungi; Ascomycota; Dothideomycetes; Pleosporales; Didymellaceae. The record is from RefSeq and is a predicted model, not a curated record. The transcript has a single exon. The coding region runs from base 214 to 807 and encodes 197 amino acids.